GAGGGAGGGAGGUGGAGAGAGCUGAUACAGAGAGGUUGAUCUGAGCGUGUGCAGAGGCGUGUUUCAGCAGACGGAGCCGAGCAGGAGUCAGACCGUCGCCCUGCAGAGGAGGAGGAGGACAGCUGGACCGAGCCCCUUCAUCCGCAGACAUCAGGAAGCUGCUUCAGUCUGAAGACCAACAGCUGUGAGUCUCCAUGGCAAUAGACGUCUUUGUGCUGCUGAGCGUCUGUCUCACUGCAUGCGGGGCUUUCAACAUCGACACGUCAUUUCCAGUGCUGAAGACAGUCGGAAGCAAGAAUCUGUUUGGAUUCUCUGUCGCUCUGCACGAGGAUUUGAAGACAGGGAAGCACCUGCUAUUAGUCGGCGCUCCCAGGGAGAAGGCGGAGCCUAAUGUUCCAGCCAAUCAAACAGGAGGCGUGUACAGCUGCCAAGUCACAGCUGACCAAUCAGAAUGCAGUAGGAUGAAGCUCAUAGAUCCAAACCUGAGCCCCACUGAGGACCUGGUUGAGGACAUGUGGUUGGGGGUCUCAGUAGCCAGUCAGGGCCGGCCUGGAGGGAGGGUCCUGGCAUGUGGUCAUCGGUUCGUUAAGGUGUACAAAGGGGAGAGACGGAUGGUUGGCCAAUGUUACCUCCAUAAAAACGACCUGCGUAACAAAGAAGAUCGGGAGAACUGGAAGUCAUCACAGGACCAUUGCAAUUACCUUAAAGAUGAAUCUGGUGAGGGCAUGUGCACUAAAGGAAUCUCCGCCUUCAUCACGCAGACCGACGCCAUCUUCGGCUCACCUGGGAGCUACAACUGGCAGGGAGAUGUGCAGGCCCUUUGGAUGAAUCCAGACGAUGAGUUUGAUUAUUCGAAGCAGUCUGUAAAACAAAACAGGAGUCAAAGGAACAUUUAUUUAGGAUACUCAGUCACCCAGGCCAGUCAUCUUCUUUCUGGAGAGAGUCAAACCAUCGUAACAGGGGCCCCAAGGGACAAUAAACUGGACGCUCAUGGUUCUGUGAUGCUGUUGGUGAAACGGUCCAACAAUCUGGUGAUUCAGCAGACUCUACGAGGUCAACAGGUCGGCUCGUACUUUGGUAACGCCGUGGUAGCCGUUGACCUCAACAGAGAUGGCUGGAAUGACCUGCUGGUGGGCGCUCCAUAUUUCUUCAGUCGGAGGCCGGAGGCGGGAGGGGCAGUUUACGUUUACAUGAACGGAGGGGGGAGGUUCCACUCUGAACCAAGCGUGGUUCUGAUGGGUCCUGAUGGAUCUGCUUUUGGAAUGGCAGUUGCUGCUGCAGGAGACCUCAACCAAGACGGCUUCCAGGACUUUGCAGUGGGAGCUCCUUUCUACGAUACAGGAUGUGUAAUGAUCUGGACCGGCAGCAAAGAAGGUGUCUCUACAGAACCAAGUCAGGUGAUCCAGGGCAGCACUGUGUUUCCUGGGUUCAGGACCUUCGGGUACUCCCUGGCUGCAGGUGCUGAUGUUGAUGGGAACAAUUAUCCAGACCUGCUGGUCGGCUCUCUGGAUGACACAGUUGCCCUCCUCAGAUCUCGCCCAGUCCUCCAGCUGAGUAACACGCUCAACGUUUCUCCGUAUGUUGUGGACCCAAACGACUGUGACUUCUGCAUCGAGGUGGAGCUGUGCUUCUUCUUCAAGGUCAACGCUGGAAGAACCAUCAGCAACAUCACCGUCAACGUCACUGUGGCUGCUGAUGUCACCAGCUUCAAGCCCCGCCUCCGUUUCCAUGACAACAGAGAGAGCGUGCACUCCAGUGUCCUGUCAGUUUGGAACAGAAAGUGUGAAACGCUGAAGGUCGGAGUCAUGAGUACCAUCCAGAACGUGGUGGAACCUCUGGUGUUCUCUCUGACGGCGUCUCUCCAUCAGAACCUUCCCAACAGAGGCAACGUUGUUCAGGACCUGAGACGCCUGCCUGUUCUCAGCCAGAAACCUCAGCCCAUCAGAACCCAGAUCCACUUUCAGAAAGCCUGCGGCUCCGAUAAUGUUUGUCACAGUAACCUUCAGAUGGUGGCCCAGUUCACACAUGAGAACCAGGAACCCUUCCCCAAGCAGAACGGCAGCCAGCUGCUGAAUUACGACAGCAGCAUCAGGAGGUUGCUGCUGCAGGUCAACGUCAGCAACACCGCGUCACCGGGUCGGCCCGCAGAGGACGCUCAUGACACCAUCCUCAACAUCAGCAUCCCGCCGUCGCUCGUUUACGCUGGGGUGGAAAAACAGACGAUGGAGGGGGAGAUCUCAGGAUCCGUUGAGUGUUUUGUUGACAGCGUCACUCUCCUCUGCCUGCUGGGGAAUCCUUUCAGGAGCAACCAGAAGGCUCAGUUGUUCAUCAAGUUUGAGCCAUCUGAGAUCGCUUUGGACACCAGGGAGAUCCGGUCUCAGCUGCUGCUGUCCACGCUGAGCGAGCAGCCACACCUGCCUCCCGUCUCUGUCUCCUUGCUGGUGGAGUAUUCCCUGCAGGCGUCCAUCACGCUAACCAAGCCCGGUCCAAUCUUCUUCAGUGGCCACGUGAUCGGUGAGCAGGCCAUGAAGAGGACCGAUGACGUUGGCAGUCUGGUGGUCUUCACCUUUCAGGUGCACGUCCUGGGGAAGCCUCUGGGCCACCUGGGUAACCUGGAGGUGGAGUUCAACUGGCCGAAGGAGCUGGCGAACGGAAAGUGGCUGCUGUACCUGACGGAGAUCCGCUUGGACGGCACCUCGAACCGUCAGUGCACCCCCGAUGACAUCAUCAACCCUUUAAACCUUCUGAUGUCCGAUGAGGAGAAGAGGAUGGGGAGGAGCCUGGAGGUGGAGGAGGAAGAGGAGGAGGAAGAUCAGGAAGGGGCAACUUUCCCUGUCCUCAGCAUGCAGAGACAGAGGAAAGUCCUCACACUGAGCUGUAGCAGCGGGGCCCGAUGCGUGAAGUUUUCAUGUCCUCUCCUAAACAUGAACAAGUCUGCAACGCUGACGGUGAGGAGUCGACUGUGGAACUCCACCAUGAUCGAGGACUACAGCGAUGUGAGCAGCGUGUUGGUUCAAGGCCAGGCCACCUUGAGGCUGAAGACCACGAGGAGCACCAUCAACGUGAAGUCCUUCCCCUCCCUGAUUGAGCUCCACAUUUACCCAGAGGCUGGACUGCAGCAGAACUCCGGCAUCGCCCUGUGGAUCAUUGUGCUGUCAGUCCUGGCUGGAGUGCUUCUGCUGGCUCUAAUCUGCCUGCUGCUGUGGAAGUGUCGGUUCUUUGCCCGUCAGGAGGCGUGGCAAACAGCAGUGCUUCGGCAGAAAAGGAUUGUGGGUAACACCGAGCAGCAACAGCAGCAGCAGCACAUGAAUGAUGAUGGUUUCCUGAUCCAGGAUCAGGUGACCUUGACCCGGAACAGGAAGAGCCAAAAACACUGGGUCACUAUUUGGACUGAAUCUCACUAAGACUUGUGGACCCUGCAAUGUACCAAACUAAACCAAACCGGACCAAAUCUGAUCAUCACUGCCAGUCUGCUGCCUCACCUGUGUGCUUCACCUGUUCACCCUGUGGGGUGUGAAAACUUUCUUAUUGGUCAUUUUUCUAUUGAUCUGUGUGUGAUUGGUCUUCAGACGCCUGUAAGAAUCAACCACAGACGUGUUAUUGUUCCUAAACGGAUUAUUCAGAUAUUGAUCUUAGAUGAUCCGUAUAAAUCUUUUAAUUUGAAGGGCUCUAUUAAAAAACUGUGGAACGCUCCUUUAAGAACCAAAUAUUGCUGCAGGGUCAGCGUCUGCAUCUGUGCUGCCUUCACAGCUCGUCUGUAAAUCCGUCCUGCUGCCAUCAAAUGCUGCCUGGUCCAGUGUUGUUCGUCUUGUAGAUAUGAGCGUACAGUUUAGUCAUUUCUGAAUUCUGACAGCCUCUGAAAGCAGCUUCUAUAUUCCCCUCCACUGUAGAUGGAUGUGUUGUCUGAAUGUUGAUUAUAUUAAAACAUAUUUUUUUUUAUAUUUCACUGGUUAAUUAUGACGCUGGUGUAGGACUGCAGACACCAGAGAGACUGUGGUAUGUAUGCGCUUUACGUAGGCCCUCAGAGCGUGUAGAAGACUUCUGAUUGUUCUCAACAUGGUCCUGGACCUCUGAGCCUGAGGAGCUGUGCAGCAGGUCCUUUAGGUGAAAGCUGGAAUCCAAUAAACAGACAUUGUUUUGUCCAGAACAUCCCGAAGACCAUCUACUGGACUGACAUCAGGAGAAGCUGGUGGACCAGUCGGCACCUUGAACUGGUUGUUCAAACCGUUCUGGAGGCAUCUGUGCAACAGGGCACAGAGUGUCAUCCUGCUGGGAAUCCCGUUUUUCAGAAAGGGAUGAACAUUAGCUUCUGGAAGAUUAAUGGCUGGAGCUUUAUUGACUGUGAAUUGCAUCAUGUCCUUCAUCCAUACUUUUAAAUUUAAUUCCAAACAGAUUAUAGUAAAUGAAUAUUGUGCAGAAGCUGUAAAUCUUGUUUAGGAUGAAUGAAAUGGUGCAA
Molecule: messenger RNA, 4456 nt
Organism: Fundulus heteroclitus (mummichog)
Lineage: Eukaryota; Metazoa; Chordata; Actinopteri; Cyprinodontiformes; Fundulidae
Product: integrin alpha-3
Exons: 28
Coding region: 195-3404 (1069 amino acids)
Biological process (GO): cell adhesion mediated by integrin; integrin-mediated signaling pathway; cell-cell adhesion
Cellular component (GO): external side of plasma membrane; integrin complex
Molecular function (GO): integrin binding
Source: RefSeq, a predicted model, not a curated record